Molecule: messenger RNA, 1538 nt
Organism: Pecten maximus
Lineage: Eukaryota; Metazoa; Mollusca; Bivalvia; Pectinida; Pectinidae
Source: RefSeq, a predicted model, not a curated record
AGCGCAUGGAACCACCACCGUUUCGCGCAUGUCUGAAAAAUACAAGAAAAUGGCCGGUUACUUGAAUCUGGAUUCAACAGAACAGCAUUCAAUAAAGGAUUUCACAGAAUCUAAGGAAGAAAACACUGCCCAAAAAAAUCUUGAAGUUAUCAUCACCGAUCCCGAGUUAGCUCGUUUUAUUAACCUCGAAAUCCAUAAUAGCAAUGCUGAAGACGGAACUUGUUUUAACGAUGCAUUCAUUACUUUAAAAUCAACGCAUGAUUUGAGGAGGAAGAGAGCUGGUUUUAUCACUGGGCGUCCAAAAUGCCAAGUGGUUGAAAUGAAGAACAUUCUAGAUACGAACAUUCUCGAUGUGUUCCUGGCAGGAGGAGUAAAUGCCAUCGAAAAAUACGCCGAACCAGUUUGUCAAUCUUUCUUGGUGUUGUUGAAUUUUCUGAAGGAUAUGAAAAAUCAUGAAAGUGCCAUUGGGAAAAUUCUAGACGCCAUUCCAAAAAAUGCCACGAAGGAGACACGGAUUACGGCUGGAUUGGCACAUCACCUGUUUUCCCAAUUGGUACCAAAUAAAAUGUAUGAGGUUGACAAGUAUGCAAAGCAGCUUCCAAAAACAUGUGCCUGUGGCUGCAAUGAAGACAUUUGUAGAGGAGACACUUCAUUAGGAUCAAGAAGAACAUGGCAUGGCCAAGUUGAUGUCAUGGUAAAUCAUACAAUUGCAGUGGUGAUUCAGAACAUUAAAACAAAUGUUGAUGAUGAUGAUAGUGGUGAUGAUGAGGAAGACACAGAUGCAAAUGAACCUGCAAGGAAGCAAAGAAAGCUAGAAACAGACAAAAGUUGUGACAUGUGUGUCGAAAUUAAAGGCAACAGAAGAUAUGAAAGUGUUCUUCUGGAUGUGAAAGUCUUGAAUCAAAUCUUAGCUGAAGCUAUAACAAAUGGGUUUGCUCAAGUUAACAAAAACAACAAUACAUUAUCACAUUUCUUAAUUCCAACGUUUGGUGUCACAUCUGAUCAUGUGACUGUUUGUCUGUAUGACCCUGAAAAUGACUGUUUAUUGCACAUCGAUGAUGAACUUGAACUGUGGCUUGACAAGGGUACCCGUCGCAAUCUAGACCCGGAAACCAUAGUUAUUAUUUGGCUUUUCUUGAAUUUCACUGUUCUUACCAAGAAAAAUUUGGCUACAACAAAGCUUCAUAAAUCAGGAUUUCAGGAAAGUUUAAAGGAAAAUCUUAUGUAUUACAGAGAGACAAAAGCAAAGGAAAAAAUUGCUCCACAAACAAUUGAGGCAAGACCAUGGAAAAAAAUUACAAAAGAAUUUGUACACCCUUAAACUUAAUCAUAAACAUUGUGUUUGAUAUUGACUUUCAACUUGUCGUAUGUAUAUUGGAAAUGUAUCUAAAUUGAUAAUGAACUGACUAUUUAUUUCUUCACAUUCAUCAUUCAGUGUUAAAUGAAACUCAAGCAUUUAAGAUUCAUUGUUUUACAUUUAUGUGAUGCUGAUGUACCAUUUACUUAAAUAUUGAUUAAAAUGUUAAUUAUCUUAUUAA